Molecule: messenger RNA, 1158 nt
Organism: Cladophialophora bantiana CBS 173.52
Lineage: Eukaryota; Fungi; Ascomycota; Eurotiomycetes; Chaetothyriales; Herpotrichiellaceae
Exons: 2
Coding region: 1-1158 (385 amino acids)
Source: RefSeq, a predicted model, not a curated record
AUGGUCGAUUGGACUCUGAUCCAAAACGAUGCCAUGCUGCGGUCUAGCAGAUCCGCUCUCAUCACCAGCGUUGUACUCGCCAAUAUACCGAAACUGGUCCUCUCACUCUUGUAUUUCACCUACAACGGCCUGUUCACGUGCAUGCUCCUCGCCAGCGAAUGGAACUCCUACUCCCUUCGCCGCAAAGGUCUGCGCAUCUCCUCGGCGCGACCCAAAGGCGCACAGCGAUCGGGAUAUUUCCUCCAACUCCCCUUCCGAUUUAGCAUUCCACUGCCCGUGGCCAGCCUGUUGUUUCAUUGGCUGGUUUCCCAGAGCAUCUUUGUCGUCAACAACUCCAUACUCGAUUACACCGGCUCGCCCACUGCCUCGUUACCGGGUACCGUUGGUCAUCUCGUGACCUGCUCACCCAUUGCCAUCAUUUUUACCAUUUCUCUGGGUGUGCUUCUGAUAGUGGUGCUCUUGGGAUUUGGAUUUGGCGCGAGUUUCCGCACGGGUAUGCCCAUUGCCGGGAGUUGCAGUUUGGCCAUUGCGCCGGCUUGUCAUUCUGGUGGAUCUUGUGCACAGGGGGACGAUGGUGACGAAAUGUCAACAUCAACGCCAACAUCACAGCAGCCGCACAUGUGGGGAGAAAUACCAGGCUGUUAUCGUGACGACGAUAUGAUAACAAGCACACAGGCGUCUCUGAGACCGAAAAAUUCAGAUUCGGAGUCGAAUUUGAAUGCGUCUCUUCUGCGCAAAAACCCGACCUGUUUGACUGUCACCCAGUCAGGCGCUACUGACAUAUCCGGACAAAGCCUCGCUUCCAGACGAAGUCCAAACACGACACGCGUGGCGUUGAUGGGUCAUGAUAACGACACUCCCAACGACAACGACAACGAUGAGGCUAAAGAACCAGAGGGCAUAGAUGGAUAUUUACUCCGCCCUCGUCCUCGCGGAGACGACGACGACGACGACGUGAUGCCUUCUAUCGAACAGACGGAAAUGUGUAUCAGUGAUGUUAUGGGAAAGGCGGACCGAUCCAACAUUGAUGAUAAUACCAUUCCCAUUCCCAUUCCGCGACAUGAACCAGUUCCUCCCUCGUCAAAUGAGAAAGUUGGGCACUGCGGCUUCUCCGCGGGGCCCGUUACGACGCCCGUCGAAGGACGGAUUUAUGCUUGA